AUGAGGCUGUGCAACCGGGGUGUGAUGAUGCUGAUGACAACGGCGGGGGCCUUCUGUGCCUUCAGCCUCAUGACCAUCGCGGUGGGGACCGACUACUGGCUGUACUCGCGCGGGAUGUGCCGCUCCAAGAACCUGGGCGACAACGAGACGGUCCGCAAGAAUGAGGAGGUGCUCACCCACUCGGGUUUGUGGAGGACAUGCUGCACUGAAGGAACAUUUCGAGGUGUUUGCAAAGACAUCGAUCACUUUGCAGAGGAUGCCGACUACGAGCAGGACGCCGCAGAAUAUUUGCUACGGGCGGUGCGAGCGUCCAGCCUCUUCCCGAUCCUCAGUGUGGGCUUGUUGUUCCUCGGAGGUGUGUGCGUGGCGGCCAGCGAGUUCUACAAGUCACGCUACAACAUCAUCCUGACAGCGGGCAUUCUCUUUGUCUCUGCAGGUUUGAGUAACAUCAUCGGCAUCAUCGUGUACAUAUCGGCCAACUCCGGAGACCCCAGCCAAAGCGACAACAAGAAGAGCUACUCCUAUGGCUGGUCCUUCUACUUCGGGGCGCUGUCUUUCGUCCUAGCCGAGAUGGUGGGCGUUUUGGCGGUGCACGUGUUCAUCGAGAAGCACCGGCAGCUCCGUACCAACGGCCGACCCUCCCUGGUCAAAGCGCCCGUCUCGCGUGGCUCGUCCAACUAUCGCAACCGCUACUACAACAACCGCCCUCACAGGCACAGCAGCAGGAGUAACCACAGCGGCACCGUCGACUUCGCCCCCGACUCACUGCGAACGUCCCUGGUGCGGGAGGCGUCGCUCUCAUCGGAGGCCAAGAUGGCCGCCUUGCCGGGGUUGCUCCCUCCGGUUACCUCGGAGUACAUGCUUUACGCGCUGGAGGACGCGGAGGUGUUGUUGGACGGUUUAACGGCCGCGCCUCGGGACGACGAUGACAUACUGCCUGGAAUGUGUGCGAACAGUAAGAGAACCACUCCGGUCUGACACAAGACGUGAUGGACGCAUGACCUCUUGUUUAAGAAGAGCACAGAGACUCUGAUGACAGAAACAAUUACAAGAAGUGGUUCUCAAAUUUUUUAUACCCUAAAAACGCCCGAUAAGUUCCACCAUCAUAACUAAAAUGACAUUAGCACACUCCCGUUACUAAGGGGGGAAUAGAGGGCUGCAUAGAGAUGCUUAUUCCCAGGCAUGAAUCUAAAUAAAUUGUGAUUUUUAUUUGAUCAUAACUAUAUAUUUUCGAAACAAUGCUAAG
Molecule: messenger RNA, 1246 nt
Organism: Syngnathus acus (greater pipefish)
Lineage: Eukaryota; Metazoa; Chordata; Actinopteri; Syngnathiformes; Syngnathidae
Product: voltage-dependent calcium channel gamma-3 subunit-like
Exons: 4
Coding region: 1-978 (325 amino acids)
Biological process (GO): transmission of nerve impulse; calcium ion transport; neurotransmitter receptor internalization
Cellular component (GO): postsynaptic density membrane; AMPA glutamate receptor complex
Molecular function (GO): channel regulator activity; voltage-gated calcium channel activity
Source: RefSeq, a predicted model, not a curated record